UUCCGGGGGUCCCGGUCCCCAAGGUGGUCGCGGCUACGGCAUCCUCAGGCCAGGCCGCGGGGGGAGGGGGCGGCCUGGAGGCCGUGGCGGGGUCAGCACGGGCCACCGAAAGCAGGGCCAUGGAGCCCAGGGAGUCGGGGAAGGUAGGCCUGGAAGGGCCCUGGGGCCGCCCACUCCCCUCCCGUAGAUCCCUGAUCUGGGCGAGGCGGGCGGUACGGGCGGAGUCCUCGCAGAUGAGCCAGCCUUGCAGGGAAGGACUCGCCCGCUCGCCCGCUUCUUCCUCUGCACUUGGGCGGCCGACUCCGGGCGAGUCCCGCGCAGCCUUCCGCUCCCUCCCCACGCGGCUGGCCUAGCAGCCCUCCGCCGAGCCCGCCGCCCGGUUGACGCUGGGUGGGUGACCCGCUCAGUGUAGUAGUGCGAAAGUGCUUCCUAUUUUCCCACAACACCACUGGCGUUUGGAAGAGGCCCAGCAUGUUUUAAGGCCUUGAGGCUGGAUCGGACCCCACUGGGAGCCAGGCAUAGGGAUCACCGAGAGGCAGGAUGAGGGCUUGGCCCUGCCUGGAUCCCCCUUCCCAAGAAAGGGCUGAGAAGAAAAAGACAAGGCAUCUGGCACAUUUCUUGCCGAUUUCUGUUUCUAGCUUAUCUACUUCGUGGAGUUUUUGAGUAUUGCUUAGAAGCAUAUUUCAUAAACUUGCUUCAGGCUUUGAGCAAGAGGCUGUGAAUUGGAAGAAAAGGUGGGGAAAAGUGCUUGAAGGUAGAGUUAAGUGGGUUUGACAGGAUUGCUAGAGCUCGGAGUCAGUGUCAGCAAAGACGAGCGUGGUCGCACGCACUUGAUUCGGAGACAUUGGCAGCCUUUGGGGACCGAGAUCUUUCUGGAUAUUAUUUGAUACCAGUUCUUGAGGAUUGUUUCUUCUUUGGCACAAAGGGAACCUCCUCAACAAACUUUUCGAGUGCAUACUGAGUCUCUCCUUUAAAAAAAAUUGCUCAUUUAAUAAACAUUUGUGAUCCGUGAUUUAAGUUGAUGGAAAUGCUGGAAGUACAUAUGAAAUGACUACUUUCCUCCAGGAGCUUUCCCGCAGUUUUCACUUCAAUAACAUGGACAAGCCUGGAAGGGUUGUCCAACAGACAAAAGACAGAAAAGAUAGUGAGGUUAUUUUGAUGCUGUACUUUUUCCUGGAAAGACUGGGAAGGACUCUGAAUUACAAAAGAAGUUACUCCUUGCUUAAUCAUCUCUUCCGUACUCCAUCCUCUCCACAAGUUACCGCGAUGCAUUUUCCAGAUGAAACAACCUAUAAACAGUCCAAGACAAUAAAGCUCAACAGAACGUAACCAGAGAAAGAUUGAAGGUGAACUGCAUGCCAGCCUCAUGCUAAGCACUUUAGGGGAUACCAGAAAAGUAAAGGAAAUGGCUCACACCCUCAGACAUAGUUCUCAGUGACGGUUGACUACUUCCAGAAAUCAGAUACAUCUUCCUAAGUGAGGAUUUACCACGUUGAAGAUUUUGCAAAAGAAGUGCUGUUGGUUGUGGCUGACGCACUGGCUGAGAAGUAAUGGAUCCUGUGCGAAGGCUGGCUCCUGUGACGUUUGAUGACAUCACGGUGUAUUUGCUUCAGGAGGAGUGGAUGCUGCUGAGUCAGCAACAGAAGAUCUGUGGUUCUGAUGAGCUGGCAGCACCCCUGGGACCAGCUAUUGCCAACCCAGAGCUGUUCUAUAAAUUUGAGCGAGGGCCAGAGCAGUGGCUAGCCAAGGUCCAGGGCCAGAGGAGUCUCUUGAGCCUCCACCGAGGAAAAAACAAGAUGGGCUUCAUGGAAGAAAUGGACAUGCAAAGUCCCGCCAGAGAAGCUGGACUCUACCUGCCUCCUCAGAAGAAAGCCUGUCCUUCGCAUUUCAGCUCAGAGGGUGGCAGCCUCCAGGGAGACUGCACAGGAAGAAGCAGAAAACCCUUGAGACCCCGGUCCAUCCAGAAGGCGUGGUUUGCGCAGUUCCCGUGGUUGGUCAUGAAUGAGGAGCGGACGGCUCUCUUUUGCUCGGCUUGCCGGGAGUACCCAUCCGUCAGAGACAAACGGUCAAGGUUAAUAGAAGGCUACACAGGACCAUUCAAGGUGGAGACUCUCAAAUACCACGCCAAGAGCAAGGCCCACGUGCUCUGUGCCAAGGCCUUGGCAGCUCGGGACCCCAGCUGGGCAGCCCGUUUCCGGAGCAUCCACGAUGUGUCCAGAGAGGUGCUGGCCAGUCCGGGACACCUCUUCACUGCAGAUUACCCCAUAUGUUACCCCCCAGGGCCUCAGGGGAUCUAUGAUAACAUGGUCCAGCUCCUGCCCAGCUCGAGAGCUGCACUGGAGGACCCUGGAGGGAGUGGAGCAGUUCCUGCAUUGUACCUAGACUGCAUUCCUGAUUUCAGGCAAAAAGAAAUUGCUGAUGACAUCCGCAGCUCCUCAGACGUUAACGUUUUGUGUAAUGACUCACCUGAACCCUGUGGCCAGGAUCCUUCUGAAGAGGGGCUGUUUGAGGAGGUUCCCGUGGUGUUUGAGGAUGUGGCGGUGUAUUUCACCCGGGAGGAGUGGGGCACGCUAGACAAGCGGCAGAAGGAGCUGUACAGAGACGUGAUGCGGAUGAAUUAUGAGCUGUUGGCAUCCCUGGGGCCUGCUGCUGCCAAACCAGCCUUGAUCUCAAAACUGGAGCGGAGAGCUGCACCCUGGACCAAGGACCCGAACGGGCCAAAGUGGGGGAAAGGCCGUCCUCCAGGGAAGAAGACGAUGGUGGCCAUUAGCGAGGCACACACACAGGCCUCGGCUGUAGAAUCUGCACUGCUCCCAGCUCCUGCCAUGGAGACGUGCACCUCCUACCGCAAUCCCAGCCUUUGUGAAGUAGAAGCAGACGGACGGAGGAAAAUCAAGAGGACUUACAGACCCCGCUCAAUCCAGAGGUCGUGGUUUGGGCAGUUCCCAUGGUUAGUAAUUGACCCCAAAGAGACCAAGCUCUUCUGCUCAGCUUGCAAAGAAAGACCUAGUCUCCACGACAGAUCAUCCCGGUUAGUCCGAGGUUACACGGGUCCUUUUAAAGUGGAGACUUUAAAGUACCAUGAAGUCAGCAAAGCACACAAGCUCUGUGUCAACACCCUGGAAGUCAAGGAAGACACCCCGCAGGCCGCCCUCGUCCCCGAGAUCUCCAGUGACCUGAUGGCCGACAUGGAGCACUUUUUCAAUGCCGCCUAUUCCAUCGCGUACCACUCGAGGCCCCUGAACGACUUUGAGAAGAUCCUGCAACUCCUCCAAAGCACUGGGACCGUGAUUUUGGGCAAGUACCGAAAUCGCACCGCCUGCACUCAGUUCAUCAGAUACAUCUCCGAGACUCUGAAGAAGGAGAUCCUUGAGGAUGUCCGGAACUCCCCGUGUGUGAGCGUGUUGCUGGACAGCGCCACAGACACCUCCGACCAGUCCUGUGUGGGCAUUUACAUCCGCUACUUCAAGGGGAUGGAGGUGAAGGAGUCUUACAUCACUCUGGCCCCACUCUACAGCGAGACGGUGGAUGGAUACUUUGAGACCAUCAUCUCUGCCCUGGACGAACUGGACAUCCCCUUCCGGAAGCCUGGCUGGGUAGUGGGCCUGGGAACCGAUGGCUCAACCAUGCUGAGCUGCAGAGGAGGUCUGGUGGAGAAGCUCCAGGAGAUCGUCCCCCAGCUGCUGCCGGUGCAUUGUGUGGCCCACCGGCUACACCUGGCCGUGGUUGAUGCCUGUGGAGGCAUCGACCUGGUCAAGAAGUGUGACCGGCACAUCCGAACCGUCUUCAAGUUCUAUCAGUCCUCGAACAAAAGGCUGAAUGAGCUGCAGGAAGGCGCGGCCCCGCUGGAGCAGGAAAUCAUCCGCCUGAAGGACCUGAACGCUGUCAGGUGGGUGGCCAGCAAGAGGCGCACGCUGAGUGCGCUCAUCGUGAGCUGGCCCGCCCUGGCCAGGCACCUGCAGAGCGUGGCGGAAGCAGGUGGCCAGGUCGGGCACAGGGCCAAGGGCGUGCUGAAGCUGAUGAAGGGCUUCCAUUUCGUCAAGUUCUGCCACUUCCUCUUGGACUUCCUGAGCAUCUACAGGCCUUUGUCCGAAGUGUGCCAGAAGGAGAUCGUGCUGAUUACGGAGGUGAACUCCACGCUGGGCCGGGCCUAUGUAGCACUGGAGACCCUCCGUCACCAGGCAGGACCCAAAGAGGAAGAGUUCAAUGCCGGCUUCAGGGAUGGGCGGCUCCACGGCAUCUUCUUGGACAGAAUGGAGAUGGCAGAACAGCGGUUCCAGGCGGACAGGGAGAGAAUGAUCCUGACUGGGAUUGAAUACCUCCAGCAAAGGUUUGACGUGGACCGUCCCCCUCAGCUCAAGAACAUGGAGGUGUUUGACGCCAUGGCCUGGCCAAGUGGGAUGGAACUGGCCGGUUUUGGGAAUGAUGAUAUUCUUGCCCUGGCCAGAUAUUUUGAACUCUCACUGCCCCCAGGAUACAGCGAGGAAGCACUGCUGGAGGAGUGGCUGGGCCUGAAAGCCAUCGCCAAGAACUUGCCAUUCUCCAUGCUGUGCAGGAACGCCCUGGCCCAGGACUGCCGCUUCCCCUUGCUCAGCAGGCUCGUGGCAGUGGUGGUCUGUGUGCCCGUCUCCACCUCCUGCUGUGAGCGCGGAUUCAGUGCCAUGAACCGGAUCAGGACCGAUGAGAGGACCAAGCUGUCCAACGAGGUGAUCAACAUGCUCAUGAUGACAGCGGUGAAUGGUGUGGCUGUCACAGAGUACAACCCCCAGCCCGCCAUCCAGCACUGGUACCUGACCUCCUCGGGUCGGCGUUUCAGCCACGUCUACACCUGUGCCCAAGUGCCACCCCGCUCCCACACAAGGGCGGGGCUCAGGAAGGAGAAGAUGGGAGCGCUCCGUGUGGAGGAGGCCGUGACCCAGAAGCCGCCCAUCCCGUCCUACAGGGAACCCAUGGAGGUCCUGACGGACUGCGUCCUAGAGCCGCGCCACGGACUCCUGUGUCCCCACCCCAGCCAAGAGGCCCUGGGCUGUCCUGAUAAAGCGCUCCUUGGCAGUAGAGAAGCCAAGUGCCUGCUGGUGCCCCAGCUGCCACAGGACUGAUGGAUGACAGCGCCUCCAGCUCUGAAAGACGGCCCUCAGGCUGCAGAGUGGACUUGGCUGCCUUCAGCCCUUGUCCUUGUCCCUUGCCACCCAAGUCCUUAUUACGGGAAGAGGUGCUCUCUCAACAUGCCCUCAGCAUAAUGGUCUAGUCCACUCUUCCCAAAGUUGCUCUGGGGACCAGCUUGGGAAUCACUAGGGGUGUCUGUUUAAAUCUGUUUCACCCCAGACCCACCUGAUCAGAUCCCCGGGACUGUUUCCAGCAAGGCCCUCCAGGAACUUUGUGGGAUCACUCAAGCAUGAGAACCACCACCCUGGCGGCACAGAAGGGUGUCCCACGCUAUUUGGUUCCCGUUGCCCUCCCCCCAUCAGCCCAUCUCCUCUUCCACCCGGAAGUAAAGCACUUUUCCUUCCAGGGCAGCUGCUUUGGGCAGGUUCCUAGGCUGCUCCUCCGGCUGAGGAUGAUGUAGUGUCUGGGUCCCGCCUUCCUAACCACAGGUGGGAAACGAGGGCAGGUUAGAGGGAAGGGCUUCUUUGCCUCUGCCUUUCUCUUGUUUUAGAUGGGCAGGAAGUAGUGCUGCGUCCUGGCCAUGCUGCCUGGCCCUAGGUGGGGUCCCUGCUCUGUGAUGCAGGUCCAAGUGGCCUGGCCCUCAAGCAGCCAUCUGUCCACUUCCCACUCCUAGAAGGUGCCGAGAGCCCCUGAGAUGCUGGUAGCGAGUGUCUCACUGUCUGGCAGAACCCCUGGUUCCCAGUGUCUCUGACUCUCCCUUCCCAGCAUCCCACCCUUAGCACUUAGCCUUAGCGCCAUUGCUUUCCUGUUUUCUUCAGCUUCGAGUCAGGAAUUCCGUUUUCGCUUUCUGCCGUUUCACCUGUGGCACUGUCUCCCUGACAGCCCCGUGUUCUGGGGGCUGAGGUGUACCACGGGCCCUUAGAGCUUGAACCCUGGCGGUGUUACUGUCCACAUGGCCAAGAUGGAGCCCAGGCCUCCCUCCGCCAUUCGCAUAGGUCACCGUGGGGAGUUCAGGAAUCUGCACUAGGCCAGGCACCGCGGGUAUGAGUUGGUGGGAUGGAAGGGAGGAGGGCCCGUUAAAGUGGGCCCCCCCACCCUAUCCAUAGCGAUUCAGAUUGAGGUGACUUUCUCGUAGGCAUCCUCCCCAUGGCACCUUCUGUCCUUUAAGAAUCCUCAGAGCAAGAGGCUAGUCCUGCGAGCAGCGCCGUGCCUGAGUGCCACACGCACGAUUCCCUGUGCGAGUCUAGUCGUGGAGGUGGAGGCCAGCUAGGGACGCCCCUGCAUCUCCACAUCUGUGCCCUGAGGAAGCCUCCGAUGCCAGCUCGUGAGAAACUUGGGCCCCUUGGUGUGGGGGGUGGGUGACUGAAAAUGCUAUUUGUCACAGGGAUUUGCACUACCCGCUUUCUCGAGGGGCACAGGCAUGCCCUGGGUCCCCUCUGUUCGCUAAUGGCAGAGAGGACGCUGACCAUUUUGUGCAGGACCCCAGGCUGAAGCUUGGUGAGACCCCUUGCCCAAGCUGACAUCUCGUUUUGUUUCAAGAGACUUGCAGCAUUUCAGACCCCAGGGCCUGGAGACCCUGUUGUUGGAGAGCUUUCCUAUUUUUGCCUCACAAAAAAACAAGCUGAAGGGCAUUGGGAAUGGAAGGAACAAGCUCUUUGCCUUUGGCCAGAGUCCUAGCCAUGCCUCCACCCUCGUUCCCUACCUGUGAUCUCCAUAGACAUGCCCACAGGGCUGACAUUCUGAGUGACCAGCAUUUUAACUGACAGUUUGAGUUCAAUAGCCAUAGAGACCAGGUGGGAAGGAGGGGUCCCGACCCCCUGUUCUAGCCAGACACGUUGGAGUGUAAUCUACUCCAGACACUUUUCUUCCCUCGAAGCGCAGGUUCAGUUCCUAGGGUGCUAAGUAUUUAGCAGGACAGUGUGAAGAUGGGCCGUUUCCCUCAUCCAAGUGGCUGACGAGGUCACCCCAGGUAAUUGGCCCAGGGAUGUUCUCUCCUCCUCUGGUUUCAAAGAUGUGCAAAACAUGGUUUAAAAAACCACGUCUGGGUCUUCCCUGGUGGCGCAGUGGUUGAGAGUCCGCCUGCCGAUACAGGGGAGGCGGGUUCGUGCCCCAGUCCGGGAAGAUCCCACAUGCGGCGGAGCGGCUGGGCCCGUGAGCCAUGGCCGCUGAGCCUGCGCGUCCGGAGCCUGUGCUCCGCACUGGGACAGACCACAACAAUGAGAGGCCCGCUUACCGCAAAAAAAAAAAACAAAAAACCAUGUCUGAUUCUCAACCUUUUUCUAUUCGAAUAAAGCAGAGUUUAUUUCGA
This is a messenger RNA of Orcinus orca (killer whale), 7414 nucleotides long. It is a transcript of the gene ZNF862, whose product is annotated as zinc finger protein 862. Gene Ontology annotation, molecular function: protein dimerization activity. Gene Ontology annotation, biological process: regulation of DNA-templated transcription. The transcript has 10 exons. Lineage: Eukaryota; Metazoa; Chordata; Mammalia; Artiodactyla; Delphinidae. The record is from RefSeq and is a predicted model, not a curated record. Bases 1551 to 5099 code for a protein of 1182 amino acids.